GGAUCUGCUACCGUGGAACGUGAACAUGAUUGCACGCCUCGUCGCAGCUCACUCCCAAGAAACUCCUGGCAGUCUCCUGGGUCCAAUUUUGAACUGGUCAUGCUUCGUGUGGAGACGGCGACAGCGACAGCGGGUAACAUACGUAGGGUUCCAAUAGGGUUUUGGGAGAGACGACAUUUGGAAUGAUACAUGUAGGCCCCUGUGAACUGGGUACAUUAACCUUGCUCUGGUUGGCUGGCGCUGUGGCGGCAUGAUGGCCGAGGACAUCUCACCGCUUGUCUCGAUAAAAAUAACAUAUAUUCCAGUACACUGUCUACAGAUAUUCACAGUCUCAUAUAUAUUUUAUGGUUGUAUCUCACCAUAUUAUCACCUUACCCCCUCCUCCUUCCCUUGUGCCACCAUGACCCGCCCCUUUAAGCCACCCCCGCUUGCUAGGGAUACUACUGGAUUCCGAUGCAACUCACUCCGCGCGUAUGCAUGGAAACAAUGGACAAUGUUUGAGGCCACUUUUGCCAUAUGUGGUCUCGAGCCUUGGGAGAAACUUGUCUUUGGUGAGUACUGCACGCUCGAGCUCGAAGCACUCUUGACGGAUAUGAGUACAGUGAUCGUCAUGUCUUUGCUCACUUUCCUAUUCUUCACUGGCCUGUCUCGGGUGAUACCCAGUCAAUUGAUCUCACUACUACCUCGGACUGCAUACUACCUCUGGGGCGAUGAGCGGGUACUGAAUCACUGGAUGGACCAUGCUGCAGCCAGCGUGAGGGAACUAUAGGGUUUGGAUGGACGUGGGUAUGCUUUACGUUGUCUAUAUUGAGAUAUCUUCAAGCUUGAUUGAAGGACAUUGUCGACGUUCAUCUGUAUUAUGUGUCUCGUACUUUCUUAUGCCACCAUUCUGCGCAUGUAUAUGGUUAACUCAAUUUCUUUG
Molecule: messenger RNA, 922 nt
Organism: Suillus clintonianus
Lineage: Eukaryota; Fungi; Basidiomycota; Agaricomycetes; Boletales; Suillaceae
Exons: 2
Coding region: 251-769 (172 amino acids)
Source: RefSeq, a predicted model, not a curated record